GCGUAAACAAUAUUUACCCACGUUGAAAUGACCCCUUAAAUUGAAUGUCAAUUUCAUGUUCCAUAAGACAAGAUUUUCUAUGAGGCGUGACAGCUAAUUUUUACGCUCGUUCGGAAAUCGAAGUAAUCUGUCGUUCCUGAUACUGAAUAAAUUGAUACGAAUAAUCUUUUAAAGAUACGUUGGUAUGUUAUGUAACUCAUCCAUAACUCUGGAGAUGGAAGAAGUCAAAACUUUACGUAACAGAUAUCAUGGAUUACUUUUUUAAAAGUGAAUCAAUCUCGCCUUCAUCAGAAUUCUCGCUCUGAUGUCCAAGAUGAAACGAUCACUAGUCCUUACGUUAGUGUUGAUUUCUUUCAUGCAAUCAUUUGCUUUUUCCGUUCUCACGGACAACAAAAAUAACAAUUUAACUCAACUGGACGUAAGUGGACUUGACUCGGAAAAUGUAGACGUUUUCCGGCAGCUUCUGAACCAAGAGACACUCAUCAGAAUGGCCCUUGUAAAGAAUGUGCACGCCUUGAUGAAAGACAUGGUCGAUCUGAAGCAAACCAUGAAGACGUUAGAAGCCACACAGCAGAAAACGGAUUUAGAAGUGACAAACUUACAACAGGAAGUAGAUUCACUGAAGCGUGAAAACCAGAAACUUGACCUUGAAAACAGGAAGUAUGAGGACACGUUGAACACCGUCAAACAAAACUUUACACAGAUCAACGACCAUUUUCAGGAGUUUGUAUUGCAGUUGGAGGAGAAAAGAGAAACAUUUGAGAGAAACACUAGCACGGUACUCGGUGAUUUAAAAGUGGAAGUUCGCUAUCUCUCAAUCACUCUUCUUGACCUGAAUAAACACACGUUAGAAGUGGACAGGGGUAUUUCUGAGAUGAUAGAGGAAAAGUAUGAAGCAUUAUCGAACGGACUGAAUAAUACCCUGGAAAGUCUUAACAACGAUUUGACAACAACAAACAUUAAAAUAUCUGGCCUCGAAAACUUGCAAAAAACUCAAAUCACUUCAAUAUUUGAUGAAGUCAAUAAAACCAUUGUGAACCUGAAGGCGGAAGUUAAGGAAUCUCAGUUUGAUCAAAUGAAGCUCUCCUCUACAGUGUCGGCUCUGGAGGUGUUCCGAAUGAAUAUGACAAGCAACAAAUGCGACGGGUCCAAAAAGGUGGCCUUUACUGCCUCCGUGUCAUCAUCAAGUAGUUCCUGGAACAGCGGUACCUUGGUGUUUCCCGUGGUCAUCACUAAUGUGGGAAACGGAUACAACCCCAGCAACGGAAUAUUUACCGCUCCUACCAACGGGAACUACGUGUUUUUCGUGAAUGUGCAGAGUUAUGGUUCACAAACCAUUUAUGUAGAUAUUGUGUUAAAUGGAUCAACAAAAGUCAGAACUAUGGCCUAUAAUAGUGGUGGUCGUGGAGCUCAUGACGCUGGGCCUAACUUGGUAGUCUUAACUCUUCAGAAGGGAGACACGGUGUGGGUCAGACAUUACUCUGGAAAAGGUUACUACACCGACGGGUAUAUUACCACAUUCUCCGGUUUUCUCAUAUGAUUGACUAGUUUAACCAAUUUUUCUGUACAGUGUAAUCAAUAAUAUAUACAUGUACUAUCCCUAUUAACAUGAUUGAUCUUGUUAUUUCUUGUAAUUUGCCAACUAUUUGUGUAAGUAUGGCUAUGUACCGAUAACAAACAUCGUGAGUUCAACCUUUACAGGGCAUGUUAUGCUUCACUAGAUUUGUAUUAUAUGAAUGAAUUGUAGAUAAACUGAGCUUUCGAAAUUAC
Messenger RNA from Ostrea edulis (European flat oyster), 1770 nucleotides. RefSeq names its product multimerin-2-like. The transcript has 3 exons. The record is from RefSeq and is a predicted model, not a curated record. Gene Ontology annotation, molecular function: protein binding. Lineage: Eukaryota; Metazoa; Mollusca; Bivalvia; Ostreida; Ostreidae. The coding region runs from base 305 to 1540 and encodes 411 amino acids.